Messenger RNA from Dendroctonus ponderosae (mountain pine beetle), 751 nucleotides. It is a transcript of the gene mtSSB, whose product is annotated as single-stranded DNA-binding protein, mitochondrial. The record is from RefSeq and is a predicted model, not a curated record. Gene Ontology annotation, cellular component: mitochondrial nucleoid. The transcript has 3 exons. Gene Ontology annotation, biological process: positive regulation of helicase activity; mitochondrial DNA replication. The coding region runs from base 162 to 611 and encodes 149 amino acids. NCBI's taxonomy places the organism in Eukaryota, Metazoa, Arthropoda, Insecta, Coleoptera, Curculionidae. Gene Ontology annotation, molecular function: single-stranded DNA binding.
AGUGGCAUCUUUUAGACAAACGCUUCGAUUCGAUAUUCAAUUGAAGCAGAUUGAAGAAUAACCUCACUUUUACAAGCAUUUUUUAGCCGAACAUUAAGUGUUCAGUUAAUGUUAUAAACUAUCCUGUUAUCUUACUUAAUUCGCUUAUUGCUAGUGCCAUAAUGUUUUCUUAUAGGCUUCUGUCGUUAGUUCCAAAGAAAAAUGUACCUGAAGGGCUCUUUAGUGGCGUGAAACGAUAUGCCUCCUCAACUAUGUCCCAACAGGAACCUGCCCGCAUCGAGAAAACAAUCAACAAUGUGACCCUGCUGGGCAGAGUGGGAGCGGACCCCCAAAGAAAGGGUUCAGACGAGCAUCCCAUUGCAGUAUUUUCCCUUGCCACACACACAAACUACCGAUACGAAUCUGGCGAGUUUCUGCAAAGAACCGAAUGGCACCGAGUGAUUUGUUUCAAGCCAGGGCUUCGCGAAAGUGUGCUAAACUAUUUGAAAAAAGGACAAAGAGUUCAUGUGUCAGGCCGAAUUACUUAUGGCGAAGUAAAGGGCGAAGACGGUGCAGCCAGAAGUACGACAGCAAUUGCAGCCGAUGAUAUCAUAUUUUUCCAUUCGCAAUAAGCUUUCAAUAGCAUACAGGCUGAAUUACCUCGAAAGUUUAACUCUUUGUUAUCAUCUGUGUUAACUUUAAGAUCUAAUAUUUUUUAAUUUCUAGUUUUGUAUUAUAUUAGAUAUUUUUAAAUAUAAGGCUCCCACCUCAA